This is a messenger RNA of Penaeus indicus, 2172 nucleotides long. Its product is annotated as UBA-like domain-containing protein 2-B. The transcript has 5 exons. Lineage: Eukaryota; Metazoa; Arthropoda; Malacostraca; Decapoda; Penaeidae. Gene Ontology annotation, molecular function: protein binding. The record is from RefSeq and is a predicted model, not a curated record. The coding region runs from base 49 to 489 and encodes 146 amino acids.
GGUCGAUGAAGCGGUGAGAGGAGGACGUGUUUUUCAUUCCAUCCCAGAAUGGAUUCGGCAUUACGUGAACAGGUCAUGAUAAACCAGUUUGUAAUGGCUGCAGGGGCCACGAGAGAACAGGCGAGACAGUUGUUACAGUCGGCUCACUGGCAGUUCGAGACGGCACUGAGCAUAUUUUUCCAAGAGGCGGUGCCCAAUGGCGGAGCAUCGCAACAUCACCUCAAUCACCUGUGCACACCUGCCAACACACCUGCCACGCCCCCCGCCUUCCCAGAUGCGCUGGCAGCCUUCUCGAAGAUGUCAACUCAGGAUAAAUUGUCCACGUCGCCCUCAGGUGGCUUUUCCCCCCCUCCAGCGCAGUUCCAGCAGCCGCAGUUCCAGGCGCCCCUCUCCCAGCCGCCCUCCAUGGUCAUGCAGCAGCAGCUUCCACAGCAAUCGCAGCCUAGACAGAUAAUUGCAAACAAUGUACACAUCAAUGCACAAAGAUAAGCAAGGCAAUAAGUGACAAAUAUUUUCUAGUAACUGCAAGAAAGAUAGAACAUUAGAUAGAAGAAAAAAACAAAAAAACAAAAAACAAAAAAGAAGUUGAAAGGAAAAGAAUUAUGAGAAAUACAAAUACAAAUAUAAAAGACUUUCGUAACAGAUGUGAGAGAUUUCCUUCCUCCCCCACCCCCCCAACCCCCCAAAAUACAAAAAAUAGAUAUAAAAAAAGGAAAAAAAUAAGUGGUUGAUGAUGACUGAUGGAUGUUUAGUUUAGUUGCGUUGCAAUGGCCGGGUCAGAGACACAGGUGUGCUUCGAGUGGCCUCUGAGAGCAAGUGACGGGGAUGAGGAGGAGGCACCAACAACAACAACAACAACAACAAAAACAACAACAACAACCAGCACUUAUGUAAUGCUUUUGUGAUGAGAUGUUGAGUCAUUGUGUUAAUUUAUGAAAAGUCGGUGAAGAUUGUUACUCUUAACCCAUUUUUUUUUAUAGGUUACUAUGCAGCCUUGCUGUAUAGGUAUAUGAAAGGCUAAAUACUAUAAAGUUUUGUAACAACAUUUUCUGGUCCUGUCUUUUUUUCUGUAUUUUUUAUUUAUUAUUUUUUUUUAUUGUAAUAUCACUUUUUUCCUCAAGCCCUGUUGUCACUUUCUUUGGUAUAUAAUGUUUUAUCAUUAUUAUGACUAUUUUUCCAGUUGUGUUCCUUCAUCUUUGGUUGUAAAGAAAGAAAUGGUAACUGCUAAUUUGCAUAAAUUGUAGUUAUUUGUUAUCACUGAAGUAUAAAUGAAGGCAUUGGUUUGGAAACUCUUGUCCUGUUUUUAUUUUUUCUAAACUAAAGUUUGUGAGAGGAAAUUUGGAAAGAAAAGAACUUUUUGUGACAAGGAAGAUUUUUAAAGGAAAAAUGAUAGAAGAAAAAGAACAGUUUUUUAAGGAAUGCCUCUCUGUAACUUUUUUUUCUUUUUUUCUUUUUUUUUUCUUUUUGCACACAAAUAAUCAAAAUGGCCUUUUUCAGUUUCCUUUUUGAUUGCUUCUUAUGCAGCCAACACCCAUGAAAAUACAAAGUGCUUUCUUAUUUUUUUCUAUUUCUAUGUUAUUUUUAUUUAUUUUGUAUUGAGGAAAGGCAAUUUUAGAGGUAAUAACACAAAUUGACCUUGGUAGCCAAAUGUACAAAUGUGAAUAUUGUUUUUUUAGAAAUUCUUUUAAAUGUGAUUGGAAUAUAAGUCUUACUUAUUUUUUAUUUUGUAUCUUCACCUUUUUUUUAUGUCAACAAAUAUUUUUUGAAAAAGGCAAUAGCUGUGCUUAUAUUACCUAUGAUUGUGGAAUCUAUAUCAAAUGAAUGUUUAUGUAUUGUUUUAACACUAAAAAAUAAGUAAAAUAAAUGGAAAAGUAAACUCUGAAUAUCUUUAGCAGGGUUAUUAGUUAAGAAUGAAUAAUUAUUUCAUUAUACGUGAUGUGAUUGAAAACGGCAAAAAACAAAAAAACAAAAAAAACAAACAAAAAAAAUCAAGCGAAAAGAUAAGAAUAGUGAUGGAUAUUGAUUUGUGAAAGUGACGAUUCUAAUUUUUACCCUUUUUUUUUUUCCUUUCCCUUCCGUAUGUUAAUUUUCUCAAUAUUUAAUCUCGCUCGUAAGAUGCCUUCAAGAAAAAAAAAAGAAGAGGAAAUGUGUUGGUUGCUUUCUUAGCUCAUU